Molecule: messenger RNA, 2862 nt
Organism: Paramormyrops kingsleyae
Lineage: Eukaryota; Metazoa; Chordata; Actinopteri; Osteoglossiformes; Mormyridae
Gene: p4ha1a
Product: prolyl 4-hydroxylase, alpha polypeptide I a
Biological process (GO): peptidyl-proline hydroxylation to 4-hydroxy-L-proline
Cellular component (GO): endoplasmic reticulum
Molecular function (GO): L-ascorbic acid binding; protein binding; iron ion binding
Source: RefSeq, a predicted model, not a curated record
CCGAGGAGACGCCGAGGGGAGACGGAUAUAAAAAGCAGGAUCAGCCGUGCGGUUAGGAUCAUCGGAGCCCGGCGUCGGGGAUUGGGGAGUCGGCGAGCCUGCGAACCCGGAGCGGGGAAAUAGGCGGUGGAUGAGGGCACGAAGGGAAAGAAAUCAGAGAUAACUGCGAUCACUGUCAUUUUUGGAGCUGCAGGGCAGUCAGGGGUGAACCUUCGCUUUGAGAAUGAAGCCGCCGUUCUGCCGUCUGUUGGUGCUCAGCUGCCUGCUGUAUACAUCCUCCGCUAACGAUUUCUUCACAUCGAUCGGUCACAUGACUGAUCUGCUCUACACAGAGAAGGACCUGGUCACCGCCUUGAAGGAUUACAUUCUGGCAGAGGAGAGCAAACUUGAGCAGGUCAAACGUUGGGCAAUGAAGCUUGAGAGCUUGACAGCCACUGCCACCCAGGACCCCGAGGGCUUCCUGGGCCAUCCCGUCAAUGCCUUCAAGCUGAUGAAGAGACUCAACACCGAGUGGGGCGAGCUGGAGAACCUGGUGCUCAGGGACAUGUCAGAUGGGUUUAUCUCCAACCUGACCAUCCAGAGGCAGCACUUCCCCAAUGACGAGGACGAGAUAGGAGCAGCCAAGGCCUUGUUGAGGCUACAAGACACCUACCAUCUGGAAACAGAGACUAUAUCCCGUGGGAACCUGCCUGGUGUGACAUGCAAGGCCACCCUCACAGUGGAAGACUGCUUCGACCUAGGCAAGGUUGCUUACUCAGAAGCAGACUACUACCACACUGAACUGUGGAUGCUUCAGGCCCUAAAGCAGCUGGACCAGGGAGAGGAGUCUCCUAUUGACAAGGUCUCAGUGCUGGACUACCUCAGCUACUCAGUAUACCAGCAGGGGGACCUUGAGAAAGCCUUGGAGCUCACCAAGAGGCUUCUGGAGCUGGAUCAAGAGCACCAGCGAGCCAAUGGCAACCUAAAGUACUUUGAGUACCAGUUGGCGAAGCAACGGAAGGCUGAGGCAGAGUCGGGAGUGAAGAAGAACAGCAGCGGCCGGGUAAAGAGGAGGCAGGCCGUGGAUCACCUGCCAGAGAGACACAAAUACGAGGAGCUGUGCCGGGGAGAAGGAAUCAAGCUGACGCCUCGCAGGCAAAGCCGCCUAUUCUGCCGCUAUUUCGACAACGGCCAGCACCCAUGGUACCUGCUAGGCCCCGUCAAGCAGGAGGACGAAUGGGACCGCCCACGCAUUGUCCGCUACCACGACAUCAUCUCCGACGGCGAGAUCGAGAAGGUCAAGGAGCUGGCCAAGCCCAGGCUAAGGCGCGCCACCGUGCAUGAUCCCCAAACUGGGAAACUCACCACGGCCCAGUACAGAGUCUCCAAGAGUGCUUGGCUGGCUGCGCAUGAGCACCCCGUGGUGGAUAAGAUCAACCAGCGCAUCGAGGAUCUCACCGGCCUGGACGUCAAGACGGCGGAGGAGCUCCAGGUGGCGAACUACGGAAUGGGGGGGCAGUAUGAGCCGCACUUCGAUUUCGGACGGAAAGAUGAACCAGAUGCCUUCAAGGAGUUGGGCACCGGGAACCGGAUCGCGACCUGGCUCUUUUAUAUGAGCGACGUGAAGGCAGGGGGCGCCACAGUGUUCCCGGAAGUAGGCGCUGCAGUGUGGCCCAAAAAGGGCACCGCCGUCUUCUGGUACAACCUGUUCGCCAGCGGGGAGGGAGACUACAGCACGCGGCACGCCGCCUGCCCAGUCCUGGUGGGCAGUAAGUGGGUGUCUAACAAGUGGAUCCACGAGCGAGGUCAGGAGUUCAGGCGACCAUGUGGCCUCGAUGAGGCAGACUGAUGCCACAAGCCCCCAGGACUCCUUUGCCCUCAACCAUACAGAUAUCGAGCUGUGAAGUGCACAUUUCUGCCAGCACACCUCCACACACCCCUCACAGGUCUGUGACGCACCUCCGUUCCUAAAUCGCGCUGCGGGGGUGGUUUUCACGCCUGCCAUCUGUGUCGACGUCUGUCCCUCAUCAUGUCCGAGCUCCGUGGCACUGAGCUGGGAGCGCCAGCUCACCCACAUUUAGCACUGGACUCUAUUGGCAUUACUCAUGGGGUUUUCCCAGAAUCCCCUGCUUCACUCCAGCUCUCUUCUCAUCACUCCAUGUCUGCUCCCAUGGAUGGGAAGGAUUCUCUCUUCCCAUCCCCUCCCACCAUAACUUUGUGCAGCAUUUGUUUUGGUGACUCAUGUUACUGGAGCUUGAAGCCAGUUGGCUGUAGAGAAGCUGCUAGAAGGUCAGGCUUACUGACAACAAUUAUGAUGCAUGGUUGCUAUGACUAAGUGCUGUGUCAGGUUAUCUUCUGGAUCUUUCUGGAUUAGCCCCCAAACUGUUAAUCCUGUGUAUCCCCACCCUUGCACUACUGGUUAAUACUUUCUCACUGUGUCCAUUCACUCUGGGACAAAUGCUAGGCCUGCUACGUGGGAAAAUGCUGACAAUUUUAAAGCCACAUUUACAGAACACCCCUGCGUGAUCACUCCCUAUGGCCCAGGCCAGAAAAUAAUCCAAUGAACACUCAAGGCUGUUUCUCAUUGGCCAACCGGAUUUUGAGUUGGGAGGCCUUUCAGGGAAUGGCUCACCACUUAGGUUGUGAGAUCUCAAAACUGUGGAGAAUUUUAUAACAGGGAAGAGACAAAAGUACGACUGGAUGUUUUAAUGGAUGACUCCUCCACAUAUCCUGCAUUCACUCCAACCUUAUGGUACCCUGGGACUUCUAUGGAGAAAAGAAGGCAUUUACCUCCUCUGAAAGGUAGUCCUGUAAAAAGGUGUGGGGAUGUUUUGUACGAGUGAAACAAAUGUUUUCUACAGAAAUAAAUUUUAUGUCACUGAU